AUGUCUAGCUUUGGUGUGCUAUUCAGGGUCACCACCUAUGGGGAAUCUCACUGUAAAUCCGUCGGUUGUAUUGUCGAAGGAGUUCCUCCAGGCAUGUCUUUGACUGAAGAAGAUAUUCAAACUCAAUUGACUAGGCGGAGACCUGGCCAGUCAAAGUUGUCUACGCCCAGGAACGAGAAAGAUAGAGUUGAAAUUCAAUCAGGUACAGAGUUUGAUAAGACCUUAGGCACACCUAUUGGUAUGAUUGUGAAAAACGAAGAUCAAAGGCCUCAUGAUUAUGGCGAAAUGGAUCAAUAUCCAAGGCCAUCGCACGCGGAUUUUACUUAUAUUGAGAAGUAUGGCAUCAAAGCUUCAUCUGGAGGUGGCCGUUCUUCUGCAAGAGAAACUAUUGGAAGAGUUGCUGCUGGGGCAAUUGCUGAAAAGUUUUUGAAGUUGGUUUCUAACGUCGAGAUCGUUGCUUUCGUAUCCCAAAUUGGAACUGUGAAGAUGAAUCGUAAUCCGUUUGACCCCUCUUUCCAACAUGUGUUGAACACUAUAACUAGGGAACAGGUAGAUGCCUCUGGUCCUAUUCGUUGUCCGGAUCCCUCCGUUUCUACCGCUAUGGUUAAAGAAAUUGAAAAGUAUAGAGGUGAGAAGGAUUCCAUCGGAGGUGUUGUAACAUGUGUCGUUAGAAAUGUUCCAGUGGGGCUCGGUGAACCCUGCUUCGACAAAUUAGAGGCGAUGUUGGCUCAUGCUAUGCUUUCCCUUCCAGCCUCAAAAGGGUUUGAAAUCGGCUCGGGUUUUGCUGGUGUCGAACUCCCAGGUUCGAAGCAUAACGAUCCUUUCGUCUUCAAUAAAGAAGAUGGAAGGUUAAGGACCAAAACCAAUAAUUCAGGCGGUAUACAGGGUGGAAUUUCGAAUGGAGAACAUAUCUACUUCUCGGUUCCCUUCAAAUCUGCGGCGACUAUAUCUCAAGAGCAGGAAACAUCCACCUACAGUGGCACGAAUGGUAUUUUGGCCGCUAAGGGCAGACAUGAUCCGUCUGUUACACCGAGAGCUACGCCAAUUGUUGAAGCGAUGACUGCUUUAGUUUUAGCCGAUGCUUACUUGAUUCAAAAAUCUAGAGAGGCUACCAGAAACAUCGUAAACUAA
Messenger RNA from Eremothecium cymbalariae DBVPG#7215, 1131 nucleotides. RefSeq names its product bifunctional chorismate synthase/riboflavin reductase [NAD(P)H] ARO2 (gene ARO2). Gene Ontology annotation, cellular component: cytosol. The transcript has a single exon. NCBI's taxonomy places the organism in Eukaryota, Fungi, Ascomycota, Saccharomycetes, Saccharomycetales, Saccharomycetaceae. The coding region runs from base 1 to 1131 and encodes 376 amino acids. Gene Ontology annotation, molecular function: FMN binding; chorismate synthase activity. The record is from RefSeq and is a predicted model, not a curated record. Gene Ontology annotation, biological process: aromatic amino acid biosynthetic process; chorismate biosynthetic process.